UCUGGAUCCAUUUGAUCUCCCAUUCCCAUUGAAUCAUCUGGUGACAAUCACAAACACCCAACCAAGCCGCAACAAUGAGUGCCCAGGCAUAUUAUGAGCUUUAUCGCGGCAGCAGUAUUGGCUUGUCCCUCACGGAUACGCUUGAUGACUUGAUCAACGAAGGCCGAAUCGAGCCUCAACUUGCGAUGAAAAUACUGUCAAAUUUCGAUCGCGUCAUAACAGAGGUCCUUGCAGAUAAAGUCAAAGCUAGACUCUCUUUUAAGGGCCAUCUGGAUACCUAUCGGUUCUGCGACGAGGUCUGGACAUUCCUCAUUAAAGAUGCCACUUUCAAGCUCGAUAAUCAGACCACUGUUCAUGCGGAUAAGGUGAAAAUUGUGAGUUGUAAUAGCAAGCGCCCGGGUGAGGUAUAAGCUUGUGCUGCAGUUGGGUGGCCGUUUUUGAAUCUUCGCAACAUGGAAAGGCGCACAUUGGGGUUGGGAUUUCUCCACACGGAAGACCUGAUGAAUGGCACCAGGCUCCGGUAUUUCUGUAUUUGAAUCUGAUUUUACGGGCUUGGGAGUUUCUGUUACUUUGCAAUUUAGAACAGCACGACAAGCUGAAUAGCUCGUGCCCAAUGAUACUACGAAAUUUUUUGUUUUCUCUGGACUUCUUGCCUCCUUCUGCUCGACCCAUCCCUUUUCGUAUUAGCAUGGAAAUGUGAUACUCUACAUGCACGAAGAGAUAGUGGGCCACUGGUAUUUUCCCUGCGCUUCUCCCCUGCACUGAAGUUGCCUUAGUAGGCAAAACUAGAUAGUAUGCAUGUCAUGUUCUCCCGCUUCUUCGCGCUCUUUCACUCAAAAUAGCAAGUAAUAAUUCAAAAGCUAAGGCACGUAAGUGGUCAGGGUACAAGAAUACGAAGCAUAAAUUCCAGAUUGGUGCAACC
Blastomyces dermatitidis ER-3 is the source of this 922-nucleotide messenger RNA. Its product is annotated as transcription initiation factor TFIIA small subunit. Gene Ontology annotation, cellular component: transcription factor TFIIA complex. The coding region runs from base 75 to 410 and encodes 111 amino acids. Gene Ontology annotation, molecular function: TBP-class protein binding; RNA polymerase II general transcription initiation factor activity. Gene Ontology annotation, biological process: transcription initiation at RNA polymerase II promoter; RNA polymerase II preinitiation complex assembly. The transcript has 3 exons. Lineage: Eukaryota; Fungi; Ascomycota; Eurotiomycetes; Onygenales; Ajellomycetaceae. The record is from RefSeq and is a predicted model, not a curated record.